GAUCCAACUUCUGAGUUUUGAGCACCAUUAUUCUCCCUUACCCCAUAUCUCUCAACAUAGAACAGAAAACCCCACAAACCACAAAGAAUUCCCACGUCUCUGACACCCGCAAACAACUCUCAUUCUGCUCUUGGCUCUGCGUGUAGUUGCUACAGGAACGAUUACAUCACAGUCAAGGAAAAACCCUCUUUCCCAGCUCAGUUCUUGGGGGACUACGUUGGUGAUUACGCCAAUAUACCUCAGGAAGAAUCGGAAGGGCCACUUCCUUCUUCCUUUUGCCGAGACCAGAUUUCUGCAUAAUUCGUUACAAGACUUUCUGUAGCUAUAAAGCUUAGACACAUUAAGUUGAGGAGUUGUUGAACCAAACAUGUUCAGGCAAUCGCCAAGUAGGAAUCAGAGGUCCAAAGGGUUCAAGGUUAAACAUGUUCUCCAGAUAUGUCUAUUGAUUGCCGUUUGUAUCUGGUUGCUAUACCAAGCCAAACACACACAUGAUAAGAAGAAGGAAUUUGAGAGCACUGCAAAAAUAUCAGAGAAGGUAGAAAAUGGGCUAGAUAUCAUUAAACUCGGAAGAAAGGAUCUCCAUCCACGUGGGGAGGAAUCAGCUUCUGAGAAUCACAAACAAAAUGAUGAAGAAGAUGCCGAAGAAGAAAACAAGGCUGAAGAAGAAGAAGAUAAGAAGCCCGAAGUAGAAAACAAGGCAGAAGAAGAAGGGAGAGGGCGUGGAGAUGAUGAGAUAGAUGAACACGAUCAAGUGAGAGCAGAAGAGGAAGCUGAACGUGCAGCAGAUUCCAUUGAUGAUGAAGAAAAGGAGAGGGAAGAGAGAGAGAGUGAGAGGGAAGGGGCAAAUGAUAAUACUGUUUCAUCGGAGGAUCCGGAUCAUGAUAGAGAUAGGACUACUCAGGAGGCGCGAGAGGAACACUAUAAGGGUGAUGAUGCUUCCAGUGCUGUGGUCCGGGAUACCCAAGAAACUGAAAAUGGAUCUUCAGGUGGCUCGAAUGUGGAAGAGAAGCUGGAGAGUGCAGAAAAUGAAUCAGAGCAGGGAAAUAAAUCCCAAAAUAUAGAGGAAGUCACUGCCAAUCAGAAAGGUACCGAGGAGACCUUGGCUGAAGAGAAGGGUACACCCACUGAUUCAAGCCUAAAGACUGGAGAAGAUGAAAAAGCUAUUUCCUCUGUAAAUGCUACACCCACUGAAGAGAAAGGUACCGAGGAAACCUUGGAUAAAUCAGAGGAUGGUUCUACUUCUAAGUCGAUGAUAACAACAGAAUCCAACAAUCCAAAAGAGGUGAAUGAUAACUCGACAGCAGAUAGUGCCAAAAAUUCUACCUCAUCCCUACAGAGUGGAAUAGAAACCAUCACCAAUCCAAAUCAUUAUCAAAAUGCAUCAGAGGCCAGUGGAAGACCCACCGAAGGUGACAACAACUUGCAAACUGCUGUAUUGGAUCAGACCGAGAACCCCAAUGCAACAGACAGAGUGGAGAAAUCAGAGACCAGCGGAGAGCCAUCCGAAGAUUCUAGUAAUUCUAAUUCUGUUGUUUCAGAAGUGCAGGCUGCAGAAUCGAAUGUGACUGCUGGAGCAGAGGAUGGGUCAGCAUCUUUGACCACAAGUGCAAAUGCUGAGUCAGUUCAGAGCGAGAAAUCUGACACGGUGGAAAAGAGUGAUGGCUCAGCAUCUAUAACGACCGAUGAGAAUGAGAAUGCAAAUGCAGCUGAACAUGAAGCCACAAGUGCGAAUGCUGAAUCUAUUCAGAGCAGGAAAUCAGACACAACUACUGAAACAGAGGAAAAGAGUGAUGGGUCGGCAUCGAUAACAUCCAAUGAGAAUGAGAAUGCAAAUGAAGCUGAACAUGAUGCCUCAAGUGCGAAUGCUGAAUCAGUUCAGAGUGAGAAAUCUGACACAGCUACUGGAACAGAGGAAAAGAAUGAUGGCUCGACAAAUGAGAAUGAGAAUGAGAAUGAGAAUGCAAAUGCAGCUGAACAUGAUGCUACCGAUUCUUCCGACUCAUCCAUCCUGCAAGAAGUGAAAGAAGCUCGGACGGAUCUAGGAACCUUGCCAGAGACUCAAACUGAAGGGACAAAUCAUGAUGAUGUGGCAACAGAGUAACACUAACAAUAGUAGCCCUUUUAGGCUUUUCCUUUUCCUCAAGUGUAUGAGAGAGCAAAUGUUUAAGUUUCUUUCUUGGAACAUCAUUGUUUCAGAAGGAUGGUCACGUUGAGUUGUCAAGAUUGUAAUUUAUAGUUCAUUAAGGUGGCCUGAAAUCAUUAUUACUGAAUGCCCAUGGUUUAUCUUACUGCUGCA
Messenger RNA from Macadamia integrifolia, 2296 nucleotides. Its product is annotated as cilia- and flagella-associated protein 251-like. The transcript is spliced from 2 exons. NCBI's taxonomy places the organism in Eukaryota, Viridiplantae, Streptophyta, Magnoliopsida, Proteales, Proteaceae. The record is from RefSeq and is a predicted model, not a curated record. The coding region runs from base 368 to 2101 and encodes 577 amino acids.